CCGCCUCCUUAGCAACCGAGGGACUCUUUCACCUUAGCAACCAGCGAAGCUCCCACCAUGGCUGAAGACGGAUUUGCUGCCCCUCCGGAGAAAGUUAUCCGGGUCCAGAGGGUGUUUAUAAACCUGCUGGACACCUACAGCAGCAGGAACAUCGGGAAGUACCUGUCUAACUGCGUCGUUGGGGCAUCCCUGGAAGAAAUUACAGAGGAAGAAGAAGAGGAAGAUGAAAAGCCAGCUGCCCGGGAAGCCUCAUCUUUCAGGCUGAAGGAGGGCACGUUCCAGAUCGUGGGCACGCUCUCCCAGCCUGAGAGCCCGGGGCCCAACUUUGCGGUGGAAACGUACUCAACCAUCUCCAGAGAAGACCUUCUCCUGCGCCUGCUGGAGUGUGACGUGGUCAUUUACAACAUCACUGAGAGCUCGCAGCAAGUGGAGGAGGCUGUGUGGGCAGUGUCCGCGCUGAGUGAAGAAGUCAGCCAUUUUGAAAAGAGAAAGGUAUUUAUUCUGCUCUCCACCGUGAUGACUUGGGCACGAUCCAAACCUCUGGACCCAGAUGAUUCUGAGGUCCCAUUUACUGAAGAGGAUUAUCGAAGAAGAAAGCAUCAUCCUAAUUUUACAGACCACAUCAAUGCUGAAAAAAUGGUUCUCAAAUUUGGAAAAAAUGUCAAAAAAUUCGCAACUUAUGUUAUUGCUGCCGGACUUCAGUAUGGGGUGGAAGAAGGCAUCUUACACACUUUUUUUAAGAUAGCUUGGUUGGGUGAGGUUCCUGCUUUACCUGUUUUUGGAGAUGGAACAAAUGUAAUUCCGGCAAUUCAUGUUCUUGACCUAGCAGGAGUGGUACAAAACGUAAUAGACCACGUGCCAAAGCUCCAUUACCUGGUGGCUGUGGACGAGUCCGUCCAUACCCUGGAGGACUUUGUCAAGUGCAUCAGUAAACACACCGGCCCUGGAAAAACCCAGAAAGUACCCAAAGAAAAUGCUUAUCUAAUCAAGGAUUUAAAACAAGAGUGUCUUGAUCAUUUGCUGGUCAACCUAAAAAUGGAAGCGCUCUUCGUGAAGGAGAAUUUUAAUAUCCGAUGGGUUGCCCAGACGGGAUUUGUGGAAAAUAUCAACAAUAUCCUCAAAGAGUACAAGCAAAGCAGAGGAUUAUUGCCAAUCAAGAUUUGUAUCCUUGGUCCUCCUGCCGUGGGAAAAUCCAGUAUUGCUGAAGAGCUGGCCAAGCAUUACAAACUACAUCACAUCAAAAUAAAGGAUGUGAUUUCCGAAGCCAUAGCAAAACUGGAGGCGAUUGUUGCACCUAAGGAGGUAGGGGAUGGAGAAGACGAGGGCGAGGAGGAAGAGGAGGAGGAGAACGUGGAGGAUGCUCAGGAGCUCUUGGAUGGCAUCAAGGAAAGCAUGGAGCAGAACGCAGGUCGACUGGAAGAUCAAUAUGUAAUUAGAUUUGUCAAAGAAAAGCUAAAAUCUAUGCCUUGUAGGAAUCAAGGAUACAUUUUGGAUGGAUAUCCAAAGACCUAUGAUCAAGCAAAAGAUCUGUUCAAUCAGGAAGAUGAGGAGGAGGAGGAAGAAGUCAAAGGCAAAAUGCUUCCCUUUGAUAAAUUAAUUAUACCUGAAUUCGUGUGUUCACUGGAUGCCUCCGAUGAGUUCCUGAAGGAGCGGGUGAUGAACCUUCCUGAGACCGUUGUGGCUGGAACCCACUAUAGCCAGGACCGCUUCCUCCGGGCGCUAAGCAACUACCGGGACAUCAAUAUUGAAGAUGAGACUGUCUUAAACUAUUUUGAUGAAAUUGAAAUCCACCCAAUACAUAUUGAUGUAGGAAAACUUGAAGAUGCUCAGAACAGACUUGCCAUCAAACAGCUCAUCAAAGAGAUUGGGGAGCCUCGAAAUUAUGGUUUAACCGAGGAGGAAAAGGUCGAAGCCGAUCGGCGAGCUGCAGAGGAACGCCUGGCUAGGGAGGCUGCCGCGGAGGCUGAGUGUGAGCGCCUUGAGGCCAUGGAGGCUGCGGAGAAGCUGGCCCGCUGGGAGGAGUGGAAUAAGCGACUAGAGGAAGUAAAACGGGAAGAAAGAGAACUGCUGGAGGCUCAGUCUGUUCCCCUGAGGAACUACUUAAUGACCUAUGUGAUGCCAACCCUCAUGCAGGGGCUGAAUGAGUGUUGUAAAGUCAGACCCGAUGAUCCUGUGGAUUUUCUGGCAGAAUAUCUCUUCAAGAACAAUGCUGAAACGCAGUAAAACUUCAAAGAUCUUGUAACAUGCAACCCUACAGAGCUAGAGAUCAACUUAACAGUGUAAUCUGAAAAAAUUGCUUUUAGAAAUGCAUUCUUAGUUUUUUGAAAAUUCUUUCUUUUUCUGUAACCAAAUAUUCUAUAAAGUAGAAUCAUUAUAAAAAGCUAAAUGGCAAUGAGUGAAUGACUACUUCAUUAAAACUACAAUUGAAAAAUAAAUUGAUAAGGCAUCUGUGCAUAGCCUAUGAGAUCAAUGCUGAUUUAAUAUUUCAUUAUUAGGUCAGUUCCAAAUAUUCUGCAUAUUCAUGCCCAUAGUAAUUUAAUUUACAGCACAAAGAAAAUCACUAGCAGGUUCACUAAUGAUUUUACACAACUUGUUAACUUAGUACCAGGUCCCAGUACCAAUGGUUAGAAAUGAAAAUAAAUAGAACAGUUGUUGAGUCUUAGUAAGUCAGAUAAGAUUGGCUUCUGUAAGGCUGCUUCUGAGUUCAGGAUCAAGAUUCUAUCUGAUGAAUCAGAGAACUGUAAACCUUGUGGUGGAAAAAAAAUCCAUGUUGCACAAAGAAUAAUACUGAUGAUAUAUGUGAUAAUUAGAAAGUUGCCAAAUAUAUUUUGACAAAUUAACUUUAUGAUAUAGGCUUAAGCUCACAAUUUUUCCCCAGCUCUGAAACCCCCUUAAAAUUCCUAGAUUUGCCUUAAAUAAGAAAUUACUUUAAUGAUAUAUAUUUUCACAAUGUAACCUGAAUAUAACUACAUUUUUAAAAUUA
Marmota monax (woodchuck) is the source of this 2983-nucleotide messenger RNA. It is a transcript of the gene Ak7, whose product is annotated as adenylate kinase 7. Gene Ontology annotation, molecular function: AMP kinase activity; ATP binding. The coding region runs from base 58 to 2223 and encodes 721 amino acids. Gene Ontology annotation, biological process: nucleobase-containing compound metabolic process. NCBI's taxonomy places the organism in Eukaryota, Metazoa, Chordata, Mammalia, Rodentia, Sciuridae. Gene Ontology annotation, cellular component: cytoplasm. The transcript has 18 exons. The record is from RefSeq and is a predicted model, not a curated record.